AUGUCGAAGUCAGUCAGUGGGGAGAGCAGCGACGACGACCGCUCGACGCAGUGGCGCGCGAAGUCGAGAUCGAGACCGCAACCGGAGUCCCGCGACGGCGACGUGGUGAAGGGCGAGUACAGCGUGGUGGAGCCCGACGGCAGCGUGCGCCACGUCACCUACACCUCCGACCCCAAGAACGGCUUCAGGCUACCGUCCACAACAGCGCGCAGGGUCAUCGCUCGGCGCCCGCGCCUGCUCCCGCCCCCGCCCCCGUCGCCCAGCAGUACCACGGCGGCAACGACUACUACUGAGCGAGCUGGCCUGACGCCCCGCCCCCACCCCUCCACGUUGCGCCCAUCUGCCCAUGAAAAUGCCCUUCGACGCAAGAUUACUUCCAGCACUCGUUCUUGCGUGCUGGCAAAAAAGACUCCAUGGAAGAACUAA
Messenger RNA from Gryllus bimaculatus (two-spotted cricket), 426 nucleotides. NCBI's taxonomy places the organism in Eukaryota, Metazoa, Arthropoda, Insecta, Orthoptera, Gryllidae. The record is from the annotation of a GenBank genome assembly.